This is a messenger RNA of Ctenopharyngodon idella (grass carp), 3376 nucleotides long. RefSeq names its product membrane bound O-acyltransferase domain containing 2b (gene mboat2b). Gene Ontology annotation, molecular function: acyltransferase activity. The coding region runs from base 1046 to 2272 and encodes 408 amino acids. NCBI's taxonomy places the organism in Eukaryota, Metazoa, Chordata, Actinopteri, Cypriniformes, Xenocyprididae. The record is from RefSeq and is a predicted model, not a curated record. Gene Ontology annotation, cellular component: membrane. The transcript has 15 exons. Gene Ontology annotation, biological process: lipid modification.
AUGUGUGUGGGAUUGAAUCAGGGCGAACUGGGCUGGCACUGUCAUAGAGAACCGCACAGAACUAAUACAAUAGCGAAACAUGGCUACUGAGACGAUAUCAGCCUGCACCGGAUCCAGCUUACUACAGCCAAUAAGCGAGAUAACCAACCUUCCAUUAGAUCAGAAACGCUAUUGUGGAUUUUUUUUUUUUCUCUUGCUAUUGAAGCAAAUGGGAUUUUAAAAAUAUUGUUGUAGUUUCAGUUCACCACUAUAGAAGAUUACAGAAGGGUCCAUUGGCGCAUUUAGCAUCUCAGCGGUGACAUUCACCACCUGAUGAAGUGAGAAGGCCUUUUUUCGCUUUCUCCGCAUCAGCUGAACUUGAUGAAUCUUCGGGAUAUUUCCAGCCAAGCCCAAGAACAGUCGUCUUGCCUCUCAGUCACACGUACAGAAAAAAAUCAGAUUUAUCUGCUGCUUAUCAGAAUCUGUUGGUUUGGCAAAUUCUCUGAUGUAGCUCUGGGGUGAUGGGGACCUCUGCUCAGGUUCCUCUGCACUGACACAAGAGACAAGGCACCAGGUAACCUGGACAUAAAGGAGACUAGGAAUGUAAUGAGACGCAUCAAGGAUCAUUAAUUAAAGAAGAUAGUGAGAGACAGAAAGAAAGAGAGGUCCAACUUUUCUGGCCAGCUUGCCUCAUAACAGCAACACGUCAACAUGGAGUUUUUGAUGGAGGUUUUGUGUGUGCUUCGUGUUUGUUGCAAGUGUGACCGAUGGACAGAUGGAACUGAGCAACAGGAAGUCUGCAAAGAAAGCAACAGAAGCUGGCAAACGAGUCUCUGUCAAAACUGAUUGAUGGUCCUUCAUCUGUCUGGAUUAUGUGAACUUCGUAGUAUGUCAGCUCUGUGCCCUGCUCACAGCCGUGUGGUUCAGGCUCUAUCUGCACCCCAGCAAGACAAGUCCUUUUGUGCGGCAUGUGGUGGCCACACUGCUGGGCAUCUACUUUGCCCUCUUCUGCUUUGGCUGGUAUGCGCUUCAUUUCCUUCUCCAGAGUGGCAUUACUUAUGGCAUAAUGAUUCUGACCGGAGUUGAGCACAUGCACAAAUACUGUUUGGUGGUCGCCCUGGGUUAUCUAAGCUUCUGCCAAAUCACCCGGGUUUACGUCUUUGAUUACGGCAUGUACUCUGCCGAUUUCACGGGGCCGAUGAUGGUUAUCACGCAGAAGAUUACCAGUGUGGCUUUCGAGAUCCAUGAUGGAAUGGCGAGGAAGGAAGAUCAGCUCAACCAGAGUCAAAAACUAUUGGCCAUAAGACGGAUGCCCAGUUUAUUGGAGUACUUCAGUUAUAAUUGUAAUUUCAUGGGCAUUUUGGCUGGUCCCACCUGCUCCUAUAAUGAUUACAUUGCCUUCAUUGAGGGCACCCCCUAUCGCCACAGAGAACUUGAGACCAAGGGAAAAGUCAAUGGGAAGAGCAGACUGAACGACCCAUCACCAAAUACAGAGGUCAUCCGAAAACUGGCCACCUGCUUCAUCUCACUGCUGGUCUUCCUCUCCGUCUGCAAAGUCUGUCCUGUGGAGCGUAACGUUGAUGAUGAUUUUAUUGCCACCACGCCCUUCUAUGCUCAGGUGGUCUACCUGUAUUUGUCCAUGCUGACCACCCGGCCUAAAUACUACUUUGUUUGGACUCUGGCUGAUGCCAUCAACAACGCAGCAGGAUUUGGCUUUAAUGGCUAUGACAGUGAUGGUUUGCCUCGAUGGGAUCUCAUUUCCAACCUAAGGAUCAUGAAUAUAGAGCUUGCCACCAGCUUUAAGGUAUUCCUGGAUAACUGGAACAUCCAAACUGCACAUUGGCUUAAAAGGGUGUGUUAUGAACGUUGUCCUUACAAUCCCACUGCUGCCACCUUCCUGCUGUCAGCCAUGUGGCAUGGAGCUUACCCAGGCUACUACCUCACCUUCCUCACUGGCAUCGUCAUCACUCUUGCAGCCAGAGCUGUGAGGCACAAUGUAAGACCGUAUUUCUUGGGUUCGCCAACUCACAAGUUUGUGUAUGAUGUCAUCACAUGGGCGGCUACACAGAUUGCCAUUUGUUACACAGUGGUUCCCUUUGUGCUGCUUUCUGUGGGCCCCUCGCUUAAGUUCUACAGGUCAUGGUACUUCUGCAUCCACAUAGGCUGUAUACUGCUAGCCAUUGCACUGCCUGUGAAACCACGCCACCUGCGACUGAAAGAGCAACAGUCUGCUGUACAACCGAGCCUGGAGAGCACAGACAGCAACAGCAACCAGAAACCAAAAGCCUCAUGAGUCCUGGAACACCUUACCAAACUUCUCUACACACACAGACUGGGCAAAUGUACCUAUUUUCCAGCCACACAUGAAGAGAGUCAAAUAAACUAAAGCUCACAAAUAAACCAACCAACCAGCCUUUGUCUGGACUGAUAGAGUAAGUCGUCUCUUGGCUCAGUAUAGUGGUACUGGGAUUCGACAGUGAUUUGAGAUGAUGGAAUCAAAUCCGACUUCUAUAAGAAGAGUUUUAUUGCCAAGAAAACACUGUUGUAUAGAAUUAUGUGACCUUGCCUUUAUAAUCCCACUUGUCACAGCAAGUAUUAGUGUCCUAACCUGGUGGUCUUGUAUCAGGCUGUAAAUAGGAUUUUCUUGCAAGAGACAAGGCCAAUAUCACUUGCAGAAAGCAGGCAAUAUUAUAUUUGAGUUUUCAUGUGGUAGGGGUAAAAAUAAAUAUGGCUAACUAAACUAAAAGGAAAAAUAAUAAUGGAUUUAUUGAAAAAAGGAAGUUUAAAGAAUGCAGGAUGUCUGUGCAAAAAAAAAAAAGAAAAAAAGUUUAAAUAAUGUUCACAAAAUAGAAAUUGGUUCUUUUUCCAAGUCAGAAAGUCUGAAUUGAGAUUUAAUUCCAUGGCUGCACCAUUUAAAAACUGGGCUCUUUGUUGUCGAUGUUAUGUUUGUUAUGGUCUGUUGUAACGUCUUGUCCAUUUAGUCUUCACAUAAAACUCUGAAAGUUACACAUAAUACAUUCCACUCUAAAGACCAGAGAUUCUUUUCUCAUAAAUGAAAGUAUUUCUCAGUCUAAACUGGGAAUUUUGGAAUGUUAGAGUAAUGUCCAGCAAAAAGAAAAAAAAAAAGAAAAAAAAAAGGAUAGUACUGUUAAUUGCAUGACUUUUUCGAGUCAGGCAGGCAGUGAUUCUGUAUGCACAGUAAUGCACAUUUUGUAUGGCAUCAGUCAGCUUCAAAGUUUGGCCUGCUUAAGGUUGGAAACGAAGCUGAUGUUUGUGUUAAAGUUUAAUGAAAUGAUAGAGGAUGUCCACUGGAUUUGUUUGAACCGUAUUAUGUUCUCUGUGUGGAUCUGGUACGUUUGUUUUUUGCAAAUUAUGUGAUUAAAAGGUCUUUUUACUA